UAUUUUUUGUUUAACCUUUAUUUAACCAGGUAAAUUAGUUGACAACUGAUUUUCAUUUACAAUAACAACAUGACCAAGAGGCAGCAUACAAACAGAAUAAAUAGUUUCUUUGUUUAUUGUUUAUUUAUGGCAGCUCUACAGUCAGUCAUGAAGCUGAACCAAGGACCAAACACACCUGCAUUUCUCUAAAAAAUAAAUAAAUUCGCCAAAUAUUAACACUACAACACUAAUCUCUCCAUCACAGCAACAAAAUCCCCUCUGUUGAACCACAAAACACCUCUCACAAACAACAGAAGAAAGUUUGAUGUCAGGGAACUGACGUGAUUUCCUGUCUGUGACACAUAUGAUUGAAGUUUAAGAUAAAAACCUGCAGAUUAGGCCAUUAUAUUUUCAUCAAAGGAGAACUAGGCCACAUUAUCUUUAGUCUGUAGGUGUGAUGAAUACACCCAGGACCAUCUCUGGUGUUUUAUUCAGGAGCCUUUUAUAAGAGCUUUAUCACAUUCAACACAGCAGUCAUGUUGAACCUGCCACAGCUGUAAACAUAACAGAGAAAACACAGAGUACAUCUACUUAGUUCCAGAUUUUUAGAUUAGGCACUUUCACUUUCCAACCUGUUUUAUAUUUACAGUCUUUUCACCUUUUCAACUGUUUUCACAUAAGUUUACAGCAUAUUUUCAGCAUUACACGCUUCAAUCAUGUUUUUUUUCUACCCAGGAUGCAUUGCGCUUCUGCAGUUGACAUCCACUGACAUCAAAGUUUUACAGUGCAGUUGUUUUUGUGCUGAUCUGGUUUGUGAAAAGUAUUGUGGUCGUUCUCAUGUCAUUCGCUUUCCAGUACUUCUGUCUAGGUUAGGUCUAUUUUUAGCAAUUCAAUCUGCUUUCACUUUCCAAAUAAUACACAUCAUAUUAAAAACAUUUAUUGCCUUUAUCCUGUGAGUAACCAUUGGACCUUGUUAUAUCAGCUGUAUAAUGCUCUCAGAUUACGCUGACCAUUACAGCUAUUACAGUGUCACCAUGACCAACAGAAACUUUCAAAAAGCCAGUCUUCAAGUUUGUAUAAUAAUAUUCCUUUGAUUGCUGCGUGUUUAUCAUUUUCUUGUCUCCUUCAAGAAACAGCAUGAUAACUGUGAUGAGGAAUGGAAAGUACUGUGACUGAUGAUGCGAAAUCUCUGAAAGCUUGUUGUGUGAGUGUGCAGCUGAAGCUUUCACAAACAGAUGUUCAGGCUCUUCCGCUAACAGGAAUCUCCUGCACCGUCUGUGUGUCUGUUGUGGCCUAGGAUGUGCAUCUCUUUCAUAAGUGAGUAAACAUUCGCAAGGUUUCAUAUCUGGCAGAUUCCAAGAAACUUCUCAGCGAAAGUUUCUCUUCUUCCCGCUUUUUUUUUUUUUCUGCGUCGUGCUUCUAUCAGUGUUUUUUUUUUCCAUCUCUGGAGACUGUUUCCUUUCCAAAAAAGCCUGAAAAACACACAGUGGUCGAUACUUUUUGAAAAGUGAAAAUGUGCAUACAGACAUGUGCAUUUAUUUACAUGUUACAUUUGUGGUACUAGACUGUGUAAAGAGCUGCCGAGUCGAUCUGAGUCUUUAAAUUAGAUUUCAGUUAGUUUCAGGAAGGCGUCCUUGCGAUCUCAGUGCUCCUGGUUUCCAGAGAAAUACUCAUGCACGCAGUUCUUUGAAAUCCUCCCCACACUUGUGUUUUCACACUUAAUGACAAAAACAUAAACCACAUUUCCCUGAAGCCACCGUAAAGACUGGAAUGGGUUGACCUUUGUCAAAACUGACUCUAGGAGACAGGAAAUAAAGAACUCCAGAAGAUAGCUGGUCACGAAUGGCCAGGCUGUUUCCUUGCUUGCUUCAUCUUGCCUGAUAUUUGGGGCGCGCUGGCCUUUGAUGCUGGUGAACUGAUAAUUGUGGGGAACUACAAACGUUCUGUGUCACUGAAACUGCUAAAUACUGACAUUAACAGAUAAACAAGCACUAACUGAGGGAUCAGCAGAGUGUGAUAUGACACAACUGACAGAAGAAUAACAACAAUUCACCCUGAUUUUUUUCUGUUCGACUUUAUCUGAUAAAUCAUUACAGGUACAAACAUGAUUCUUUUGCCAUUAUUUCUACUCUAAAAUAGUCUACUUUAUGCCGCUCCAUUUCAACAUUAGUGCAUACCUAUUGUCUAAUUGUGUUGUAUGGUUGAGCUUAAUCCCCAGCUUGGUUACUGACUGUCUAGCAGUGAAUGUCCCUGAUUCAGCAGGAUGUCGUGUUUGACUGCAGUGAGAAGCCAGACUGAUUAAGCCUGCAGCACCUCUCCAUAUUGUUCUGCCUUUGAAGCAACAAAACCUGGGCCUCUUGUACAAAAAAGCAACCAAGAGCUGCCCUGAGCGUCAGAGAGGCACGUUGAUGCACAUCGAUGCAACAAUUCGGUGCUCAUAAUCUUGUCUAUAUUGACAUCUUCUGCAAAUAAUGAUGAACAACAAGGAGAUCAGACACUUUGAUGCCAUGGCAGCAACUGCUCCAGUGGACUCUCCAGGUGUGGAGAUGGAGGUGAGGUCCAGACAGGAACAGGAGGAGGAUCUGAUACUCACAGCUUGGCACAGCAUGUCCACAGCCCUGCAGCAGCACAGUCUCUGUACAGAAUCCAGAGUUCCAGGUCCAGCUCAGUCUUUCCUGGCCCAGCAGAGGCAGUCCACCCAGGUGAGGAGGCACUCUCCCUGCGGCUGCUCCAGCCUAGGUAACCAUCUGUGAGCAGGAUGAAAAUGAAUGGUGUUUACAGUGCACUUGCAUUGGGGUUCUCAGUGUUAGUUUGCUGUUGUUGCCCUCUGCUGGACAAAAUUGGUACUGCAAUGAUAAAUGUGGGCUGUGAUGGGAACUGGCAGACUGCUCUAAUUGUAAACUCAUUGUGCUUUUACAUAAUUAACCUGUUGUCUGAACCACUUAUUAAUGUGUAAUACAUCAACAUUCAUUUCUGCAGAUAAGAUAUUGUUUUAAAGCGAAAAGUUAAAACAAUGUCCAUUAAUAUGACGUCAUCAGUAAAGAAACUGUCAGUUUGAGUCAUUAUUUGUCCCUUUUAUU
This is a messenger RNA of Sphaeramia orbicularis (orbiculate cardinalfish), 3059 nucleotides long. Its product is annotated as protein Hook homolog 2-like. The coding region runs from base 2451 to 2732 and encodes 93 amino acids. The record is from RefSeq and is a predicted model, not a curated record. Gene Ontology annotation, biological process: cytoplasmic microtubule organization. The transcript has 3 exons. NCBI's taxonomy places the organism in Eukaryota, Metazoa, Chordata, Actinopteri, Kurtiformes, Apogonidae. Gene Ontology annotation, molecular function: microtubule binding.